Molecule: messenger RNA, 921 nt
Organism: Drepanopeziza brunnea f. sp. 'multigermtubi' MB_m1
Lineage: Eukaryota; Fungi; Ascomycota; Leotiomycetes; Helotiales; Drepanopezizaceae
Biological process (GO): catechol-containing compound metabolic process
Molecular function (GO): catechol 1,2-dioxygenase activity; ferric iron binding
Source: RefSeq, a predicted model, not a curated record
AUGUCUACCACGAACGGAACAACCAACGGCCAUGGGCUCGCGCCCGUUGCAACAGACUCCCGCUUCGACCCUCUCUUCACCCAACAUGUUAUCAAUGCCACCGGCCCCAAGGCCACGCCGCGCAUGCGCAAAGUGAUGGGCAGCUUGAUCAAGCAUGUGCACGACUUCGCUCGGGAGAACGAGCUCACGGUUGAUGAGUGGAUGGCGGGCGUCGAGAUGAUGAACUGGGCCGGCCGGAUGAGCAACGACAAGAGGAACGAGGGACAGUUGAUAUGUGAUGUUAUCGGGCUGGAAUCACUCGUUGACGAGAUAACGUUCAAGCUCGCCGCCGAAACCAACGACGCCGCCACCGCGUCCGCGAUCCUGGGCCCCUUCUUCCGCCACGACGCGCCUAUCCUUGCCAACGAGUCGUCCAUCGUGCAAGAUUUUCCCGAGGAUGGACAGAUGGUGUACAUGCACGGCAUUGCCACGGACUCGGUGACGAAGAAGCCUGUGCCGGGCGUGUGGAUCGAUGCGUGGCAAGCGAGCACGAACGGACUGUACGAGCAGCAGGACGACAACCAAAAGGAUUGCAAUCUGCGUGGUAAAUUCCAGACGGAUGAGAAUGGGUAUUAUGCGUUCUACUGUUUGCGACCAACACCGUACCCGGUGCCAAACGAUGGUCCCGCCGGCAAACUCCUCGAACUCCUUGACAGACAUCCUUUCCGUCCAGCGCACAUCCAUCUGAUCGCCCAAAGAGAGGGCUACAAGCCCGUCACAACCCAGAUCUUCGACAAGGAUGAUCCUUACCUCGAGAACGACUCGGUGUUCGCAGUGAAGGACACGCUGAUUGUGCAUUUCAAAGAGCUGAAGGGCAACCCGAAAGCCUCGCUGGAGCUGGAUUACCCCAUUGUCAUCGUGCCGCAGGGACAGAAGUCAUGA